Molecule: messenger RNA, 2525 nt
Organism: Pararge aegeria (speckled wood butterfly)
Lineage: Eukaryota; Metazoa; Arthropoda; Insecta; Lepidoptera; Nymphalidae
Product: MFS-type transporter SLC18B1-like
Exons: 12
Coding region: 80-2413 (777 amino acids)
Biological process (GO): transmembrane transport
Molecular function (GO): transmembrane transporter activity
Source: RefSeq, a predicted model, not a curated record
ACUUGACGAUAAAGUGAUUAUUUAUGGACUACAUGGUUCGGUUACGUUUUCUGUACAUGAUUUAAUAGUCAUUUCUAAAAUGGAUAGAGACAGUGAGGAUACGGACGAAAAUGCGCGUCUGUUGAAUAGUUCGGAUGAACGGAACAGGUCGUAUGGCAAUAGUCGUGAGGCAAUCGUGUCUUCGUCCGAAACGAUAGUGUUUGAUAGUAAUAUGAUGAAAACGUCCACGCAUACUGAGGAGCUUGCCGCCACGUGGGGCGGGAGAGUUUCCCUUCCGGACUCCGGAACUUCUGGAAGGCUAAGGAGGGCCCGAUCGUGGUCUGGUGACCCGCCAGACGAUACUGCCUCGGAGGUUAGGAUAUUACGAGAACGGUUAGUUCGUACCCAGGCCAAAUUGCGUCCAAGUGCGGUACGGCACCUAACUCGCCAUCAGCGCCUCACUCUCGCGUCACUAGCUCUUGUGGACUUUAUGAGCUUCUGCUCUAUGAGCAUUAUGGCGCCGUUCUUCCCCAGGGAGGCCACCGCGAAGGGACUCUCGGAGACCAUGUGCGGAGUCGUGUUCAGUUUCUACGCUGUAGUUAUGUUCAUCACAUCUCCUUUUUUUGGUAAAUAUCUACCGAUGAUAGGAGCAAAGUUCAUGUUUACAGCUGGAAUGUUUAUGGCUGGCUCUUGUAAUGUUCUAUUUGGAACCUUAGUAUUAGUAGAAGACCCUACAACAUUCACCGUCUUAUGUUUCGUGGUGCGAGGCAUGGAAGCGCUUGGAGCCAGCGCAUACUCCACAGCCAGCUAUGUCUUCGUGGUGAACGCCUUCCCGGAUAAUAUAGGCUCAGUGCUAGGUAUCCUCGAGACAUUCGUCGGUCUCGGAAUGUCUGUCGGACCUGCCAUUGGAGGCCUUUUAUAUUCGAUUGGAGGAUUUGGGUUACCAUUUUACAGCCUUGGAAUCAUAAUGGUGUUGACUGUGCCAAUUAACUACUGCUUACUGACAGACUGUGGGGAGUACGUUUCUGGAUCAAAAACCGCUUCAAUAGUGAAACUCUUCAAAAUACCUUCGAUAAUUAUAACCGGCCUCGUGAUUGUCAUCGUUUCUAACACCUGGGCCUUCCUUGAUCCAACUCUCGAGCCGCAUUUGCGUCAAUUCGGACUGUCGACAAAUCAAAUUGGAUUGAUAUUUCUAUUAUUUUCUAGCUUGUACGGAAUCUUUAGUCCUAUUUGGGGCUGGGUGGCUGAUCGAGUUCAUAACCACUGGUGUAUGAUGGUAUGGGGUUUGUUUCUCUCAACUAUAGGCCUAUUACUACUAGGACCAUGCCCCUUUAUACCUGGUCUACCAAAGGACUUGUGGUUGGAUCUGGUUGCCCUUUCUAUCUUAGGAAUGUCAGCUGCCUUGACCCUCUUACCAACAUUUCAAGGAGUGUUGACGAGUUCUAUUUACGAAGGUGGUUGUCCCGAAGCUUUAGCGACAUAUAGCGCAGUGGCGGGCGUGUGGUCUUGUUGUUAUUCGCUGGGCGAGGUGCUAGGCCCAGCGUUGGGAGGCGCCCUCGCUGAACAAUACGGAUUUCCGCUAUGUGCUACACUAUGCGCUGGAGCUUGUCUCACAAUGGCCGUGGUGACUCUUACAUUCUUCUCAUUGCGAGAAUCCUCCAAGUGGGUAGAAGCGGAGACUGCGUCAAAUUCAAUACCGUAUACUGACACGACCUGGAACAGCAACCAUUUCUGCAGAACACGAAGUGCACCGGCGAGUCAGCUUGCAGAAAAUUCGCCUCUAAUAACGCCUUGCUCGUGUGCAUCCAAAACUGCGUAUUAUUUAUAUGGAAAUUCACAGACCAACCAAAUGUUUUUUAUGCACAAAAAGAACGGAAAGAAUGGUUCAGCUAGCAUAGCCGAUGUUAUUGCAUAUUUCCUCAAAUUCGAAUACUUAACCGAUGUCUAUGUGAGAAUCAGAAAGUCACGUAACAAAUCAAAAACUAAAGCCCUGUCACAUUGUGAUCAAUUAUACCAAAACUAUCUCGGAAACAAUGAAAAUGACGUAGAAGAAGAAAAAAAAGAUAAUUUCAAGGACAAUAAUCGUGUUCUGAGUAACAAUGUUACGGCCAGUGGGCAGUCUCAAAGCAAUGAAGAUAGCUACUGCUCUUACAUAGACAAUGCUAUAUUUGGUUCAGUAACUACGAGGAUGAAUGAUGAGAAUGUUAUUGUUAAGCGUAACAAUAAAGGCCUUGUCACUAAAUUAGUGACAUACGACGAACAGCGGCCUUCAGAUGAGAUCAUAAAACAUAACCUUCAAAAAGUACACUUUUAUGAACAAAGUCCUGAGUGCACAACACUUGACGAUAUUUUUGAUGGUUGUGAUUGUCGUGAUGAUGUCACCUAUGCAAGGGGAACCGUUACAGUAUCUUCUACAGGAGCUUGCGAAGUUUAAACUCAUAACAAUAUAAAUAACAGUAAAUUUUAAGUCUAAGUAAAUUUAUAGCCUAAUUUUAUGUGUAAGAUUUUUAAUCAGUGAUACGUGUAAUGAAUAAAUAAAUUCGAAU